GUCGAUACUACCACAACAGAACCGUAGAAGAAAAACAAGGGACCCCCACAGUCCAUGGAGUUUGAGUCGUAGCUUAAAAAAUACGCGACACUGACCGGGUUUUAUUUCCACAUGACAGCAAGUUUAUCUUUUAUGAAUCUCACCACUACCUUUCAAGGUGAGGCUGUGGGCGAACUCUUCACUCAUUUCAUACAUAAACCCCACCAGGAGCUGUUCGUGGCUAGCGAGCAAAGUGUAAACAAAGAGACCAUCGCUGCACACUGCUCACACAGUGUCGUAGUUUGAUUUAAACUGAGGAGAAGACACUAACCGGGCUGACAUGACGGGGAUAGCCCCUCCGGAGAAGGCGUCCGGCUCCAAGAAGAAGUGCGAGAGGAAGUGUGCCACCAAAGAGGAGUACAGGCAGCUGUCCGGCAUCAUGGCAGUCAUGAACAACCUGAGGAAGCAGGGCACCCUCUGUGAUGUGACCCUGGUGGUUCAGGGGAAACACUUCCCUGCCCACAGAGUUGUACUGGCUGCUGCAAGCCACUUCUUCAGCCUCAUGUUCACUACCAGAAUGAUGGAGUCGAUGUCCCAUGAAGUGGAGCUCAGGAGUGCUGAGCCUGAGAUCAUUGAGCUGUUGAUUGAGUUUAUCUAUACGAUUUAUGACGCAGCAGUGCGCUGGCUGAAGUACGAUGUGUGUAACAGACAGCAGUAUAUGGUGGAGGUGCUGGGGUGUGUUCGCUUCCCCUUGGUCUCCAAAACCUUCCUAUCUAAGACAGUGCAGGCUGAGCCCCUCAUCCAGGACAACCCCCAGUGCCUCAAGAUGGUCAUCAGUGGAAUGCGCUACCACCUGCUGUCCCUGGAGGAUCGGGAGGACUUGGGAGAGAGCAGCCGACUGAGACGGAAGAAGCACGACUACCGCAUCGCCCUAUUUGGAGGCUCCCAGCCACAGUCCUGCCGCUACUUCAACCCCAAGGACUCCAGCUGGACAGACAUCCGAUGCCCUUUUGAGAAGCGCAGGGAUGCCACAGCUGUAUUCUGGGACAAUGUGGUCUACAUCCUGGGUGGCUCACAGCUCUUUCCCAUCAAGCGCAUGGACUGCUACAAUGUUCUGAAGGACAGCUGGUACUCCAAACUGGGUCCACCCACACCACGCGACAGUCUGGCUGCCUGCGCUGCCCAGGGAAAAAUCUACACAUCUGGAGGGUCUGAAGUUGGUAGUUCAGCCUUGAACCUUUUCGAAUGUUACGACACAAGGACUGAGUCGUGGAAGGUGAAAACCAGCAUGCUAAUGGCCCGCUGCAGCCACGGUUCAGUGGAGGCUUAUGGUCUCAUCUACGUCUGUGGAGGAACAGUGGGGAACAACGUGUCUGGCAGGAUCCUCAGCAACUGUGAGGUUUUUGACCCCAACACACAACAAUGGAGGGAGCUGUGUGGGAUGAGAGAGGCCAGGAAGAAUCACGGCCUGGUGGUGGUCAACAAUAGGAUCUAUGCUGUUGGAGGGCAGGGGGCACUAGGUGGACUUGACUCAUUGGAGUACUACGACAUUGUCAGUAAUGAGUGGCGUGUUGCCUCGCCGAUGCCAUGGCGCGGUGUGACAGUGAAGUGUGCGGCAGUCGGUGAUGUCAUCUAUGUGCUGGCAGGGUUCCAAGGUGUGGGGCGGCUUGGACAUGUCCUGGAGUACCACACUGACACUGACAGGUGGGUGACUUGCAGCAAGGUGCGAGCGUUUCCCGUCACCAGCUGCCUAAUCUGCGUGGUCGACACAUGUGGAGUAAAUGAAGACGAAGACAUGGACUUAAUAGACUCUCAGUCACACCCUGCAAUCACAGCCCCUCCGUCUGCCUCAACCUCAUAGAAAAUGAGAGGAAGUUGUAAUGUACACUAAGUUAAGGAAGUUGCAGCAGCCACAGCAUUAGGCCUCCAAUAGAAUUAUGGAACUGAUUUACACAAGGCUUUUGUGAAGUUUGCGACCCGGUUUUUGUGAAUGUGAAUAUUCACGUGUGUAUUUUAAGUUAUGAAGUUCUUUAACUAUGUCCGGUGGCCAAAUUUUUCUUUAACCUUUUAUCUGUACCUGAAUCUCAGGAGCUAAAGUUAAAGUUCCAGUGGGACGUUAUCAACAAAUGUAUGUUUUAGGUGACAAUGACACUUUUACUUAGUUUGAUUUGUCAGUUGGUAUAUGUAGACUUUUAGUUGUUUAAAAAAAAUCUCAAACCAAAAAGAACGUCUGAUGAAUCAUGUCAGAGAAAUUACAAUUUGAGUGUUUCUUCUUAUUUUCUUUUAGCUGUGAAGUUUGUACUGUUACAGAGUGUAGAUAUACCACA
Messenger RNA from Paralichthys olivaceus (Japanese flounder), 2306 nucleotides. The record is from RefSeq and is a predicted model, not a curated record. NCBI's taxonomy places the organism in Eukaryota, Metazoa, Chordata, Actinopteri, Pleuronectiformes, Paralichthyidae.